Messenger RNA from Salvelinus namaycush (lake trout), 1329 nucleotides. Its product is annotated as immunoglobulin superfamily member 11-like. Gene Ontology annotation, cellular component: cell-cell junction. The record is from RefSeq and is a predicted model, not a curated record. Gene Ontology annotation, molecular function: ionotropic glutamate receptor binding. NCBI's taxonomy places the organism in Eukaryota, Metazoa, Chordata, Actinopteri, Salmoniformes, Salmonidae. The coding region runs from base 1 to 1329 and encodes 442 amino acids. Gene Ontology annotation, biological process: homophilic cell-cell adhesion. The transcript is spliced from 8 exons.
AUGAUGAAAUUCCAUAAUUCGGACCUAUGGAUUGCUUGGCUGGUUUUAUUUUGCAUGGAAGUGAGUGUGAGGGCGUUGGAUGUCACAGUGACCCAGAGCAGCAUCCAGGUAGCCCGCGGCCAGGCGGCCAUCUUGCCCUGCUCCUUCUCCACCAGCGCUGCCCUCAACAACCUCAACAUUAUCUGGAUGGUCAUCCCGCUGUCCAAUGCCAACCAGCCCGAACAGGUGAUCAUCUACCAAGGUGGCCAAGUGUUCAGUCUAGCCAACCACUUAAAUGGCCGGGUGGGUUUCGUGGCCACCAUGCCCAGCACAAGUGCCUCUAUCUUCAUCAACAACACCCAGCUGUCAGACACGGGGACAUACCAGUGCCUGGUCAACAACCUCCCCGACAGAGGGGGGCGCAACAUCGGGGUCAUCGGCCUCACCGUGCUGGUGCCCCCGUCGGUGCCCUCAUGCCGUGUCCAGGGCACGCUGGAUGUGGGCGCUGACAUCAUGCUGAUGUGCAGCAGUGAGGAGGGGAUCCCCACACCCAGCUACACCUGGGUGAAACUGGAGUCGCUGCCCAAGCUGCCCCACACCGCCAUGCAAGACCAGAUGCAAGGGACCGUAACACUGAGGAACAUCAGUACCAGUACCUCUGGUCUGUACCAGUGUACAGCCUCCAACGCCAUCGCCAAGAGCACCUGUCUACUCAACCUGCAGGUUGUGGCACCUCAGCCCCAGAGUGUGGGUCUCAUAGCUGGCACCAUCGCCACGGGCGUGUUGGCUGUCAUCAUCUGCUCUCUACUGGUGCUGGUGACACUCUUCUAUUGGAAAAACAAGAACAAAUACGAGGAGGAGGAGAUACCCAACGAGAUCAGGGAGGAUGAUCUGCCCCCUAAGAGGUCGUCUUCAGUGAAAGCGUUUCACGCCGACGCCUCAUCCUCUGAGAACGACACCCUGACGUCCACCAACACCUACAACAGCCGCUAUUGGCACAACCCCAAGCCCAACUACGACACCAACUCCUACACCCGCUACAACGGCGACACGCGCCAGACGUUCUCUACGGGGCAGGCGGGUCACACAGGUCAAACGGGGGGACAUGCAGCCUACUCCAAUGGUAGCCACACCCUCCCCCCGCCCAAGACUCUGGUGGUCACCACCAACUCCGCCCCCUCCCCUCCCGCCAUGGUGCGCAGCAAUGGCUCGGUGAGCCUGAAGCCCGUGACGGUGGCAUCGCAUGGCGGGUACACGCACUCGUACGCCGUAAGCCAGGCCACGCUGGAGCGCAUGGGCGCCGUGCCCGUCAUGGUGCCAGCCCAGAGCAGAGCAGGCUCUCUGGUCUAA